This is a messenger RNA of Fragaria vesca subsp. vesca, 3423 nucleotides long. RefSeq lists its product as uncharacterized. Lineage: Eukaryota; Viridiplantae; Streptophyta; Magnoliopsida; Rosales; Rosaceae. The transcript is spliced from 5 exons. The record is from RefSeq and is a predicted model, not a curated record. The coding region runs from base 154 to 3081 and encodes 975 amino acids.
CACACUCCCAAUAAAACCUUCAUGAUCACAAUCAUGGCUUCCUUCAGAGUCAAGCAAGAAUAAAACCCAGUAACCAAUAACCCAAAAAAGCUCUCCACUGACCCAAAGUCUCUCCUUUCUUUCUUUCUUUCUUUCUUCUUCUUCUUUAUCAGAAUGGCUCAGAUCAUCAGAGACAGAGUCUUCGGCUCUUUCGGUGGUUCCAGACGACACAGCAAAAUCCCCAUUCCAAUUCCACGACCCGAACCCGAACCCGGACCCGAACGAGUCAUGCCCGUUUACCCGGUUGAAGACCUCCCCAACCCGUUUGGGGAAUUGGGCCCGGACCUGUCGGACUCGGACCUCCGGGAAACCGUCUACGAGAUCCUAGUCGGAGCAUGCCGGAGCUCCGGCCCGAAACCGCUGACGUACACGCCGCAGUCGGAGAAGGCCGACCGGAGUUCGUUGUCGACGCUUCAGAGGUCGCUGACGUCAUCGGCGAAGGCGGCUCUGGGGUUGAAGCAAACGGCGUCGUCUAAGAGACUCGGGAGUAGUAAACGGUCCGGGUCGGUUUUUGAGCUUAUUCGGGUCCAGAUGAGGGUUUCGGAGCAGACCGAUACCCGAAUCCGGAGAGCCCUUCUCAGAGUUGCUGCUGGUCAGCUGGGACGAAAGAUAGAGUGCAUGGUGUUGCCUCUGGAGCUCUUGCAGCAUUUCAGGUCGUUAGAUUUCGGCAAUCAGCAAGAGUAUGAAGCUUGGCAGAGGAGGAAUUUGAAGGUUCUGGAAGUGGGACUUCUGGUGUAUCCUCAUAUGCCUUUGGAUAGGAAAGAGACCGCUCCUCAACAACUGAGGAAGAUUAUUCGUGGGGCGUUGGAGAAGCCCAUGGGAACUGGGAAGAACACGGAGACAAUGCAGGUUCUCCGCAGUGUUGUUAUGUCGCUUGCCUGCAGAUCGUUUGAUGGUACUGUUUCCGACACGUGCCACUGGGCGGAUGGGUUUCCGUUGAACCUCAGACUUUACCAAAAGCUCCUAGAAUCAUGUUUUGACCUCAAUGAAGAGACAUCUAUUAUUGAAGAGCUUGAUGAGGUUUUAGAAGUCAUGAAGAAGACAUGGGUAGUCCUUGGAAUAAACCAAAUUUUGCAUAAUCUUUAUUUUGCAUGGGUUCUAUUUCAUCGAUAUGUUACCACCGGCCAAGUGGACAAUGACCUGCUGAUUGCGUCCAAUAACCUCUUGGAGGAAGUUCAGCAAGAUGCCAAUGCCACAAAAGAUCCAGCUUAUUUGAAGAUCGUAAGUUCAACAUUGAAUGCAAUACUGGGUUGGACUGAGAAAAGGCUUCUUGCCUACCGUGGUGUUUUCAACCCUGGGAAUAUUGAGGUAAUGCAAAACAUUGUCUCCCUGGGGGUAUUAUCAGCAAAAGUACUAGUAGAGGAUAUUUCUCAUGAGUAUCGUAGGAAGAAAGAAGUUGAUGUAGCGCGUGACAGAGUUGACAGCUACGUAAGAUCAUCAAUGCGCACUGCUUUUGCUCAGAAACUGGAAAAAGUAGGCUCCGACAAGCGUCUAUCAAAGAGCCAAAAGAAUCAUAUUCUUACCCUCUCCAUCCUUGCAAAUGAAGUUAGUGAACUGGCUUUUAGUGAGAAGGAGAUAUAUGGUCCAGUAUUGAAGAGAUGGCACCCUUUUGCAACGGGUGUUGCUAUGGCUAUGCUGCAUUCUUGCUAUGGAGACGAGCUCAAGCAAUUUGUGGAUGGUGUCAGUGAGUUGACUCCUGAUACUGUACAAGUACUGAGAGCGGCUGACAAAUUGGAGAAAGAUCUUGUGCAGAUUGCCGUUGAAGAUUUAGUCGAUAGUGAGGAUGGCGGGAAAUCCAUCAUACAGGAGAUGCCUCCUUACGAGGCUGAAGCUGUAAUGGCUGAACUUGCGAAGGAUUGGAUAAGGACAAGAGUGGACAGGCUGAAGGAAUGGGUUGACAGAAAUCUGCAACAAGAGGUCUGGAAUCCACAAGCGAACAAAGAACGCCUUGCUCCUUCUGCCAUUGAAGUUUUACGUAUUAUAGAUGAAACACUGGAAGCAUUCUUUAUGUUACCUAUACCAAUGCAUCCUGGAUUGAUUCCAGAAUUGAAGACCGGUCUUGAUAGAUGUCUUCAAUACUAUGUAUCAAAGGCCAAGACUGGCUGUGGAACCCGAAUCACCUUCAUUCCCAGUAUGCCUGCUCUGACUAGAUGUUCAGCAGGAUCAAAAUUUCAUGGUGUAUUCAAGAAGAAGGAACGGUCACAUAUAAACCAGAGGAGGAAAGCUCAGGUUGGAAGUACAAAUGGGGAUAGUUUGUUUGGAAUUCCGCAACUAUGCGUUCGCAUCAAUACUCUGCAGCUGAUCCGAACAGAGUUGGGAGCUUUUGAGAAGAGGAUUUUUGCUCAUCUUGGGAACUUGGAAUCCACUCAAAAGGGAGAUUUUGCUAAUGGGAUGAGCAAAAUGUUUGAGCUGUCAGCAUCUUCUUGUGUGGAAGGGAUCCAACAACUUUGUGAGGCAACAGCUUACAAGGUUGUUUUCCAUGAACUAAGUCAUGUUCUUUGGGAUGGCUUGUAUAAUGUGGAUGCUUCUUCUUGUAGAAUUGAGCCUUUUCUUCAGGAACUCGAGCAAUUUUUGGAGAUUAUCUCGUCAACAGUCCAUGACAGAGUUAGAACACGUGUUAUUACGGAUGUCAUGAAAGCUUCUUUUGAUGGGUUCUUGUUGGUUUUGCUUGCUGGAGGCCCUUCCCGCAGUUUCACACAGAGAGAUUCUGACAUAAUAGAGGAGGAUUUUAAAUUUCUGACCGAUUUGUUCUGGUCAGGUGGGGAUGGAUUACCAGCUGAUUUAAUAGAGAAGCUGUCAACCACUGUUAAGGACAUUCUUCCUCUGUACCAUACUGAUACCGAUAGCCUUAUUGAGCAGUUCAAGCACGUGACUCUGGAAAACUAUGGCUCUUCUGGCAAGUCCCACCUGCCAUUGCCUCCAACUUCCGAUAAGUGGAAUUCCAAUGACCCAAAUACACUUCUACGUGUCUUGUGUCAUAGGAAUGAUGAGACUGCAGCCAAGUUCCUGAAGAAGACUUAUAAUUUGCCUAAGAAGCUGUAACAACUUUUGUGAUGAAUGACGAACUGAAUGCAUGGUUUCAGCUGGAACUAGGAUCAUUUUGAUCUUGCUUAUUACGACAUCACCCCUGUUCAGCGCCGGAGAUGAUCUUGUUUAGUGAGAAGAGCUGUUCAUUUGGGGGAAUAACAUUCACUUGUAUAGUGUAUUUGAUGACCACAGGUAACAUGUGCUUGUUGUUCAGAGCUUAGUUAGUCACGAACUUUGAGCUUAAUGCAGAGGAUUAUAGGCUUGGUUUUUCGUCUUUCUUUUACAUACACUUUCCAGCGCUCUUGUGAAAUUUGGUGCACUUUGAACAAGUACAUAAAAAACCAAUUUUGAUGAACC